AUGCUCGCUACUCCGUGUCUCUCGAUGAAGACUGAUGAUCUUAGCCUACAGCGAUCAAUUGAAUCAGCCCAACCUUCCAUCGACCAUGGCCGAGAUGAGGACCCUGCGACAACGCGAAGCUCACAAGAACCUGCGAUUGAACUUCCAUUAACACCUCCCACUGCAAGACAAUCUCCCUAUGCACAUAUAAAAGACGCGCAGCUACCAGACUCAGUCAUAUCGGAGGGUAUUGCGCUUUACUUUUCAGAGUUUUGCAACCAGCCAUGUCCCAUCCUGGCUUCCUCUCAGACCCUCGAGUCUAGUGAAGAUGACUUGUUACCUCCGAUGAUUCUAUAUGCUAUGCUCGCUCUGAGUUUACGCUCAUCCCGGCAUCCGUUUCUCAGCAACAGAUCCGAAAGAAUGAGAUGUAUAGCGAGAAUGACAAAACUUUCGUGGAAUCUUAUCGCAAAGGCAUACUGUGACUUUGCGAUUGAUGACGUAUACUUCCAGGCGCUUUGUCUCCAAGUCCAGGUGGAUUCGGGAGACGGGAGACUAGAGAGAGCGCGAGCACAAGUGGCGUUAGGAUUGCGAGUUGCGCAAGCCCGUGAUAUGUUGAGUGCGGAUUCGCUCUGCGGCCCUGAGCUUGCCGAUCGAGCUCGCCGGCAGGAAAUUAUCUGGUCACUUUUCAUGUUAGACCGAAUGCUUCUUGGAGGAAACACAAGGAACCCUUCGACCCCUACCACAGCCUUCGAGCUUCCGGUGAUCCAAAGCGGACCUUUCCACCCAGAUAUUCGAACGCAACCACCUGAGCAUGAUAUCUCAUUGCAAUGUGUGGAUUCAGAUGCGCCCCUCCCGCCGCAGAGUGUCACCUGUCUACAAAUACAGACGAUCAGGAUCUGGGAGUGCGUCAUCGAUUACAUUGCACAGCCCCCUUCGGAUACCGAUGUGCCUCUUUGGAGACAUGACUCUCCUAGAGCCGCCAUCUUGACAAAACUUCUGGAUAUUGAAAUGAGAUCGCCCGCUCGAGUGCUAGAUGAGCCACAUCUGAAAAAUUAUUUUGUGGUAUGGUUGCGAUUUCAACUGACGCUAUCUGUCGUGAACUGCACCUUAAAUCAUCCUUUCAUGAUACACAUCAAAACAGUACGACUCAAGCAGAAGAUUCCUUUGACCUUCUUACAAAAGUCUUAUGAGUUCUCUUUGAUACAUGCCAAUUGGGUCGUUAGGCUACUGAGUCAUAUGGAUGAAGCCAAAUUGAUGCUUCACGACCCCUUUCUUGGUCACUUGGUCGCAAUUGCAGCAUCGAUACACCUGGAACAUACCAAGAGCCAGUAUCCAACUGUAGCUGCGUCUGCGAAACAGAAAUUCGAAAAAUGCUUGGACUUUGUGAAAAGACUCUCGCAAGAGUGGCCGCGAAUGCAAGUCAGUGCUUCCCUUCUCGAGCAGCUGAAGGCAAGGAUCCCUUACCGUUCAAUUUUAAACUAUAUUGAGGAAGAAUACGAUGGUGCAGCCCCACCAGAAGGAGCCAACCAAGUACACCUUGAGGAAGAAGACUUGCUAUUGCUGUGGAGAUUGUUCGACUACACAUUGACAUCGCCUAAGUCAAACUCAGAGUGUGCUUUUGACGAGCAGUCUAAUACCGCUAUGCACAGCGUACCACCGCUCUUCAACGCUUCGUCGAAUUUUGCAAAUAAUCAAUCGUCUAUCAAUCCGAGUCCGAGUUCAUCUGCUGGUAUGUUGAUUCAGACAACCAGCGCAGGACUGGAAGACAUUGCAUUUCAGGCGUACGGUGACACAUCUGUAUCCGGCGGAACUGCGUUCAACUACUUUCCUGACGAUAUCGAUUCACUUCAUCCGCAAUAG
Messenger RNA from Alternaria burnsii, 1839 nucleotides. RefSeq lists its product as uncharacterized. The transcript has 6 exons. The record is from RefSeq and is a predicted model, not a curated record. Gene Ontology annotation, cellular component: nucleus. NCBI's taxonomy places the organism in Eukaryota, Fungi, Ascomycota, Dothideomycetes, Pleosporales, Pleosporaceae. Bases 1 to 1839 code for a protein of 612 amino acids.